Quercus lobata is the source of this 1344-nucleotide messenger RNA. Its product is annotated as protein FAR1-RELATED SEQUENCE 9-like. The transcript is spliced from 3 exons. The record is from RefSeq and is a predicted model, not a curated record. Lineage: Eukaryota; Viridiplantae; Streptophyta; Magnoliopsida; Fagales; Fagaceae. The coding region runs from base 1 to 1344 and encodes 447 amino acids. Gene Ontology annotation, molecular function: zinc ion binding.
AUGGAGUUUGAGUCAACUUGGAGCAAAAUGAUUGAGAUGCAUAAUUUAAAGGACAAUACAUGGCUGGACAGGUUAUACCAAAUUCGAGAAAAGUGGUGCCCAACUUUCAAUCUCGAUUUCUUUUCUGCAAAGAUGAAGUCUACCCAAAGAAGUGAGAGUACAAAUAGUGUUUUUCAUCAAAUUAUGAAAACAUCUAUGCCUCUUAUUGAAGUUAUUAAAUUUUAUGAGGAAAAGGCAACACAAAUGCGACAAGAUGAAAUAAAUGAAGAUUUUCGUUGUAAGAAUAGUGCACCUGGGAAAGUUCAUAAGCAUGGGGGCAUUUUAAAUCAUGCUGCUAAAGUUUAUACGCUUGCUUUGUUUGAAAUGUUUGAAGAAAAGUUUAAUUCAGGUAUGGGAUUGAAUUGUGUUGAAACUAAUCAUUGUGAGGAUAACUUUACAUAUUUACUAAGUAGUGGGGAGAGUAGAAGGUUUCAUAUUGUGCAUUUUAACCGAGCUGAAUUAAGUAUUUGUUGUGAUUGCAAAUUAUUUGAGACUUUGGGGUUGUUAUGUUGCCAUGCUUUAAGGGUUUUUCUUGUGAAUAAUGUGAAUAAUAUACCCGACAAAAAUAUAUCAAGUAGAUGGACAAAAGAUGCCAAGAAAAUGUUGUGUUGCUCUGUUGAUUCAUUUAAAUCAAAUGAGAAAUUGACUCAUGUAUUGCGUAUGAGCAACUUAAGUCUUUUAUGGUAUAAAUGUUGUGAUAAGGCUACAUUGACUGAUCAUGAGACCAAAAUAGCAAUGGAUAGUCUAAGUGAGCUAUUAUGCAAGCUUGAAAAGAGUUCAGCAGAUACAAAUAAGGUGGAAGAUGUUGGUAAAAUAUGUCCUCAAGAUCUCAUACAUGAUGAUGAUGUGCAACCUUGCUUAGAUGGUAAGAGACCAAUCCUUGAUCCGCCACAUGUGAGAAAGAAAGGGAUAACUAAUUUUAGAAUAAAAAGUCAACUGGAAAAGAAGCAAAGAAAAAAGAAAGUGAAAAAUGCAACCACUUCAAAAGCUCCAAAAACUAUUUCUAUGGUACAUGAAAAUGUUCAAUCAUCAUUUCUUCUCCCGGAGAUGUCUAUUGCUAAUCCUGUGGUUAGCUCUACAAAAAUGCUUCAAGAAAAUCAUUUGAAAAAAAGGAACAUAAGAAAAGUGAAAGAUAUAACCACUUCACAAGCUUCAGAAGCUAUUUCUAUGAUACAUGGAGGGGGGAAAGGGGAUUUGUUUUUUAUUAUUCCAGAGGAGAAUUGUACAAGUGUGUUUACAAGAAAUAUAUUAAUGGUGAAAAAUGAGGAUAAUGGUGUUAUUGUGAUUACUGCUCUUGCUUCUUGA